AUGGAUAAUCAUCUAGAUAAGAACGAUGCAGACGAGAGGCUGUCAUCGCCGGAAUCUCAACAUGAAAUUAUAAUAAAUAUGCCACCCGCCGUUGAACAUGGCCAUGUUGUGUAUCUGCCAGAUGCGAAUUUGGAUGCCACAGGGACGGAGGCUUCAUUCAAACUCGACCUAAAGGAGCUACUUCCGAAUGCGGGUCGAACAGAGAACGAUCGUGUGACUUCCCAGCUGGAUGAUGUGCCCAGCACGAGUGCUCAAUCCGCAGUUCUCAAUCCCCGAUCCGCAGAGGAUCAGGGUCUCCAGACCAAGAUAGAGAAUCCCAAAAAGGCAGGAUCCCCUAAGCAGUUGCGUAAUGUACUGGAACUAAUCUGUCGCUUCUCCCACGAUCUCGAUGUAAUGGAGAGCCUGGAGGCACCCCACCCGGCAGUCAUUCUCCAAAUUCCACAAUACUGCGAACUGGGCACCCAGACCACUGAGGUGCCAUCCCAGUCCCGGCGAUUGCGUUUGGAUCUGACCAACCUGAGACCAGAUCCAAAUCGACCGCCCUGCGAACGCAGGCAGCACACGUUCACCAUUAGUGGCAACAAUCUGCCGGCCAAUCCUCCCCAGCUUCGACAAACGAUCUGCGCGCGAAUUGGACGCUCCAUCUGCGAUUUUGUGGCAGCCUUUUGCCUCUGCCUGCAGGUGAACAAGGAUUGUAUCUUCUGUCUGGGUUUCUUUGUGGCCUUUGUGAUCAGUGCCAGCUUCCUCACUGCCUUCUUCUACCGCACCCUCAGCUUCUCCUCGUCACCGGUGCGAGUGGUUGCCAAUCCGGUGAGUGGCACCAUGCGCUACGAACUUGCCACACUGAGAUUUAACGGAGGCUACUACUACAUCUAUAAUAGCAGUCAACAAAAGUUUCUCUAGUCUAA
Drosophila yakuba is the source of this 908-nucleotide messenger RNA. RefSeq lists its product as uncharacterized. NCBI's taxonomy places the organism in Eukaryota, Metazoa, Arthropoda, Insecta, Diptera, Drosophilidae. The transcript has a single exon. The record is from RefSeq and is a predicted model, not a curated record. Bases 1 to 903 code for a protein of 300 amino acids.